AUGCCUUAGAACACAAUGAAAUGCUCUAUAUUUGAUGAAUUUUAUCCUAAAAACUUUUCAUUCGAACCAAUGGAAGAAUAGAAAUUUUAGGAAUUGCUUGGAAAUUCAAUUAAUCAGAUAGAAUCAGAUUUUAUGAUUUAUCCUAAAAAAUAUAAAAUACUAAAAGAAUUGGGCAGAGGUUCUUAUUCCAGAGUUUACAAGAUCUAGACUUAUGAUGUAGUCCCGGAAAAGUUUGCACUUAAAGCAAUUAGUAAAUAACCCUUCAGCGAUAUCUAGUUAAGAGAGUAAUUGAUGAAUGAAAUUAGAAUUUAAAGAAGCAUGGAAUGUGAGGAGGAACACUUAGAGACUAGAUAAAAUGAGGAAAAAGGUUCAAAGAAUCGCAAAGAUCUAAAGCCAGAAAAUAUUUUGCUAUCCUUUGACGACGAUACAUAAAAUCCAGAUGCUUUUUUGGCAGAUUUUGGUUUUGCAAUAGAAUUAAAAGAUGGAGUAAAUGUUGAGAACAUUUUUGGUACUCCUGGAUACGUAGCACCUGAGGUGUUAAAAGGCGAAGAUUAUACUUUUAAAUCUGAUAUUUUUAGUGUAGGCUCAAUACUCUAUAAUGUUAUUACUGGCAGUGGAUUAUUUAAAGGAAAAACUGCUAAGGAGGCACUUUUUGAUAACAUGAAAUAAAAAUUGUUAAGCGAUAGCCCAAAAAAUCGACCUACUGCAAGUGAAGCCUUAAACCAUCCAUGGUUCUCAGAUGAACUAGAUGCCAUUAAUUACUCUCUUAAUGUGAAUUCAUAGGACAAUUCAAAGAACAGGAAUAGUUCUUUAUCUCCUUUUUCUGGAAAUAGUGCAGUGAGGUUUCCUUAAAGUCCUAUGACUAUCAAAAAUACUUCAAAUAAUGAAAGAAAAUUCAGCUAAUUUAGGUAGCAUAACUAGUAUUCUGGGUUUGCAGAAUUUGAGCAAAAUAAAAAAUUUGAUUAAAGAAGAGGCUCUGACUAUCAAUCGUCCUAAAAAAGUCGUAGAAUGACAUUCAACUAGAUUAUGCAAGAUUACAAUACUUUGAGCAAAAAUUUGGGAUGCCAGGAUUCACCGUUAAAAUGUUUGGCAAAUGAGAGAAAUGCAAUAAACAGGAAUUCUAUUGACUACGAUGCCAUUAAAGGAUAGUAAACUUUCAAUGCUAUAAUGGACAAUCCAAGAGAAAAACUUGAAGUUCCAAGUCCUUCAAAAUUCAAAAAAUAAGGUUUACUUUCUAAAUCAGGCUCAGCCAAUAGUCCUAAAUAGUCAAGUCGGAGAGCCAAAAGAUCAGUUAAUUAAUCUGCUAGAGGAAUCACUCAAUAAACACCUAAAAUUUUUAACGAAAACAAAAUUUAGGAAGAACUAAAAAAUAAAGCGGAUGUAUUCGACUUUAAAGAUUAGGAAUCAGAACGUAUAGAGUUAUUUGAUCCAGAAGAUUUUGAAGAAAUAGUUUAGAUAUCUUCAUAAAGAAUAAAUAGAAAAGACCUAACAAACUAUUCAAAUUAUGUAAUGAUAAAACCAAUUAAUCUCCUGAAUGAACGUAAUGUACAUCAAGAAAGAAGAAUAUUUAUAUAGCAAUCCUGA
Molecule: messenger RNA, 1584 nt
Organism: Stylonychia lemnae
Lineage: Eukaryota; Ciliophora; Spirotrichea; Sporadotrichida; Oxytrichidae
Source: the annotation of a GenBank genome assembly